AUGGCCGCGUUGAAUAAGGAUAACACCUCCCGACAAUUCAUUACCUUGUUUCUGCUUACAUGGAUCUUCGGACUCAUUAACUAUAUCGUGUUUGCAACAAUCUCAUUCUUCUUCAUAUUCGACAGAUCAACGCUAGCACAUCCAAAGGUGAUGGAAAACCAGGUAUGGCGGGAGAUCAAGCAUGCUACAGAAGCCAUGCCGUUGAUGGCUCUAUUGACGGCUGUGUUUUUUCUUCUCGAUGUCCGUGGCUACUGCAAAAUGUACGAAACUACGGCUCAAGGUCCUGGGCUUUGGUAUGACAUCCUUCAGAUACCCCUAUUCAUUCUGUUCACGGAUUUCGGAAUCUAUUGGAUUCACCGAACCCUGCAUCACCCUCUUCUAUACAAAAGACUACAUAAGCCGCAUCACAAAUGGAUUGUCCCAACCCCAUACGCCAGUUACGCCUUCCAUCCACUCGACGGAUUUUCUCAGUCAAUGCCCUACCAUCUGUACCCACUGCUGUUCCCCUUGAAUAAGUUUAUCUUCUUAGGCAUGUUUAUUUCUGUCAACAUAUGGACUGUCUCUAUCCACGAUGGUAACUUCUUGGCCAACAACCCGCUGAUCAAUGGCUCUGCGUGCCAUGCGGCACAUCAUUUAUACUUCAACUAUAACUAUGGCCAGUUUCUGACAAUAUGGGACCGCAUUGGUGGAAGCUUCCGACGACCAGAUCCUGAAUGGUUUAAUAAGCGGCAAGAACCCAAAGAGCGUGGAAUGCGAGGCGGGAAAGUCGAAGUUUCUAAGUUAGAUUAA
Messenger RNA from Fusarium oxysporum Fo47, 789 nucleotides. RefSeq names its product sterol delta 5,6-desaturase ERG3. The transcript has 4 exons. NCBI's taxonomy places the organism in Eukaryota, Fungi, Ascomycota, Sordariomycetes, Hypocreales, Nectriaceae. Gene Ontology annotation, biological process: lipid biosynthetic process. Bases 1 to 789 code for a protein of 262 amino acids. Gene Ontology annotation, molecular function: oxidoreductase activity; iron ion binding. The record is from RefSeq and is a predicted model, not a curated record.